AUGGCCUCGUUCCGGGCGGUGAGGAGAGCACUAUGCACCGCGGCAGAAGCGAGUCCAGCCCCGGCCGCCACCCCGAGCCCCAGCCCGGCUCCUGGGGGCCGCUGGGAGAGGCUGAAGCAGAGUAAAGCCGGCGUGUGGAUCCGCAGCAUGUUCUCUGACUACAAAGAGGCGUGUAGGGAGGUGGCGGUGGGGGCCCGGGAGCGGCCCCUCAAAGCCACUGUGUACGUCAGCCUGCUGGGAGGAGCCUACGCCUGCUUCUACACCAAACCCGACCAGUCGUCCUUCUACGCCGCGCUGCUGGACCGCUCUAACCAGCUGGCGCUGCUCUCACCGUGGAUCCGCAACGCCGCCUCCGACCGCCACGUCCAGAGCCUGAUGCAGCAGUGGAACCAGGGCCGGCUGCGGCACCUGGGCCUGGGCCUGUGCUCGCUCAUCUACAGCACAGACUUUGACCCUCAGAGCGCGCUGUACGAGGCGUCCUGCUCUAACCUGGCCGUGCGCUGGAGGGACCUGCCCCACCGGGUCCUGGACGUGGGCUUCGCCGGCCGCUGGUGGCUGCUCGAACGCAGCAUGGAGGACUUUGACGUCAACGAGGACGAGUUCAAGCACCUGCCAUCGCACAUGCAGGCCACAUCUCCCCCUAGUGUUCAGGAGGUGGAGAGGAGCGAGCAGCUGCACAAGGACUCUUGGCUCCCAAUAGCUGUCCAAGAAGAAGAAGAAGAAGAGGAGGUCCAGGUCCAGGCCUCAUCCCAACAGGACCUCCUGAGUCCAGAGCCAGCAGACACUCAGCGCACUGUGACUGUGGAGACACCGCAGGAACCAAACAGAGAGACCACCACAGAGGAGGAGACUGUGGAGACACCGCAGGAACCAAACAGAGAGACCCCCACAGAGGAGGAGACUGUGGAGACACCGCAGGAACCAAACAGAGAGACCACCACAGAGGAGGAGACUGUGGAGACACCGCAGGAACCAAACAGAGAGACCACCACAGAGGAGGAGACUGUGGAGACAGAGGCACGGGACGCAACUGGAUGGACUUUAAAUGUACAGGAAGAAACCAGAGAGAACAUUCAUGUAGAAGGAGAGACUGGAGAGGACCUACAGAUACAGGGAGAGGCUGGAGAGGACCUACAGAUACAGGGAGAGGCUGGAGAGGACCUACAGGUACAGGGAGAGGCUGGAGAGGACCUACAGGUACAGGGAGAGGCUGGAGAGGACCUACAGGUACAGGGAGAGGCUGGAGAGGACUUUCAUGUAGAGGAGAUGCAGAAUGACACUGUUGUUGUGGAGACUGUGGACACUAAAGAGAAGGAGGAGGAGGGUGUGGAGCAGAUAGAGGCACAAAGUCUGAGAAACUGA
Knipowitschia caucasica is the source of this 1362-nucleotide messenger RNA. The record is from the annotation of a GenBank genome assembly. NCBI's taxonomy places the organism in Eukaryota, Metazoa, Chordata, Actinopteri, Gobiiformes, Gobiidae.